This is a messenger RNA of Vigna unguiculata (cowpea), 904 nucleotides long. RefSeq names its product SKP1-like protein 14. NCBI's taxonomy places the organism in Eukaryota, Viridiplantae, Streptophyta, Magnoliopsida, Fabales, Fabaceae. Gene Ontology annotation, biological process: ubiquitin-dependent protein catabolic process. The record is from RefSeq and is a predicted model, not a curated record.
CCGCCCAGUUUCAGAAGAAAGUAAUUGUCGCUUUCUUAUACUCUGAAUUCCUAGAAAUAAGAUCAUUCUCACCUUUGCUUUUCUCUGUAACAAUGGCGGAAAAAGCGGAAUCAUCGAAGACGGCAGCGGUGAAGCCCGCUGAGGAAUUGAAAACUCAGGAAAGGGCGAAAGGAGAAACGAGUGAGGUUCCCAUUGAAGAAGUGAAGAAGCUUACAAUCAAAGAAGAAGAAGAAGAAGAACCGACGAUUAAGCUGAAAACUUCGGACGGCAUCAUCUUCGAGGUGGAAGCUUCGGUCGUGAAGCUGAUGGAAACGGUGCAGGCUGUGAUCGACGACGUAGGAGUGGCCCCCGACGCCGCCAUUCCUCUGCAGAACCUAACAUGCUCUGAACUGGGGAGGAUCCUGGAGUUCCGAGCGAAGCGAAGCCGUGUUGGCAGUGACCCGCAGACAUUGAGAAAAUUCGACGCAAAGUUCAUGUCGAUGCUGACCCCUGACCAGAUGAAGGAACUGUUACUCACUGCUAACUAUCUCAACAUGAGUGAUUUAAUGGAUGUGAUCUCCAGGGCAAUUGCAGACUUCCUCAAGGACAAGACCGCUGAGUUUGCGCGGGAUUUCUUCGGCAUCGUCAGCGAUUACACGCCGGAGGAGGAGGCGGCGUAUCGUGAAGCCCACGCAUGGGCAUUCCAAAACUUGGACAAAGAGUCAGUGUAGCAUGCGGGGAAAAGGUUUGUUAGGAUAUUCUUCAUUAAAGUGGCUCAGGAAUAAAUCAUGACAGUUGUUUUGACACAACACUACCCUUCAGCAUAUUAUAUUUCAUAUAUAGGGAGUAAUGAUAAUGAAUGUUCUGAAUGAUUUUGCAACAAUGUUUUAUGGCCUAGAAUUAUUAGAAUUUACCCUUCCGCAUA